AUGUUUUCAUCAAUUGUAGUAUUUCUAACAUAUUUGUCGACAAUUAGUUUGACUAUAUUUCUAGUAUUAUAUGUUUAUUUUAAAUAUAAAAACCGUUACCGGGAUAAGUGUUUGGCCAGUAUUCCCGGACCCGAACCCCGAUACCCGUUGAUCGGCAAUAUAGACCUGUUUCGUAUACCCGGUGUUCCACUAAAUGAAUGUGUCUAUAAAACAUUGGUAUCAUUGUGUAGAUUAUAUAAAAAUUAUGGUAUUUAUAAAAUAUCAUUAGGACCUCAACCUGUUGUUGUUGUAUUCAAACAUAACUUAAUGGAUGCUAUAUUUUCAAGCAAUGUUCACAUUGAAAAAUCUGAACAAUAUAAAUUUCUAAGCGAUUGGUUAGGCGAUGGCCUAUUGUUGAGUACCGGUGCUAAAUGGAAAGGUAGACGAAAACUGUUGACACCGGCAUUUCAUUUCAAAAUAUUGGACGAUUUUAUACCACUAAUGAAUGCGCAGACAAACAUAUUUUUGGAUAAAAUCAAAGAUAUGUCAACUGAUAGACAAUAUAUUGAUAUCAGGGAACCGAUAGCUCAGUUAACUUUGGAUAUUAUUUGCGAAACUGCAAUGGGAGUACAGGUGGGCGCACAGGUAGGCAAAAAUAAGCCAUACGUUGCGGCCAUUCAUGAUUUGGGCGAAAUACUGAUGAAACGUGUAUUUUCGCCCUGGAUUUGGCCGGACGUUGUGUUCAAUCGGACGCCGAUUGGCCGUACAUUUUGCCGAUCACUUAACACACUGCACUCAUUUACCCGCAAUGUUAUCAAUCAAAAGAAACAACAGUUUAUAUCAAAUAACGACACAAAAACUACGGAUCAGUUAACAAGUGAUGAUAACAUCUAUUAUUCGACAAACAAGAAGAAGAAAAGUAUGGCAUUUCUGGAUCUAUUACUCGAGUAUCACAUCAAAGACAACAAGUUAUCGCUGGAAGACAUACGCGAAGAAGUGGACACUUUUAUGUUUGAAGGACACGACACUACUUCGGUAAGUCUCGGAUGGUCUCUCUAUUUGUUGGGUUUGCAUCGCGAAGUUCAGGACAAGAUUCACGACGAAUUGACCGCAAUUUUUGGUGACGACAUCGACAACAACCAGAGAGACAUCACUGCCGAAGACAUUCAACGUAUGACAUACUUAGAGUGUGUACUCAAAGAAUCGUUGCGAAUGUAUCCGUCAGUACCGUUCAUCGGUCGACAUUUGGCCGAAGAUUGUCCGGUCGGUGAUUAUGUUAUACCGGCCGGUGUCGACGUCUUUAUGAUUGUCGAACAAAUGCAUUACGAUUCGGAUGUAUUUCCCGAUCCCAACCAUUUCAGACCCGAACGCUUUCAAUCGGAUACCACUUCUUCCUCCUCGUCCUCGACAACAAUAAAUGCCUACAAUUAUGUGCCGUUCAGUGCCGGUCCUCGCGGUUGUAUUGGUAAACGUUUUGCAGUUACUGAGGAAAAGAUAAUAUUAGCCAAAGUUUGCCAAAACUUUUAUAUUGAAUCAAUUGAACCGUUAGAUAGUAUACAGAUAUCCGCCGAAAUGGUAUUUCGGGCAAAAAGUCCACUAAAUGUUAGAUUUAUUCCCAAAACUUAUUGAUAUUUUUAAUAUUUUUU
Molecule: messenger RNA, 1625 nt
Organism: Oppia nitens
Lineage: Eukaryota; Metazoa; Arthropoda; Arachnida; Sarcoptiformes; Oppiidae
Product: cytochrome P450 4C1-like
Exons: 4
Coding region: 1-1608 (535 amino acids)
Molecular function (GO): heme binding; oxidoreductase activity, acting on paired donors, with incorporation or reduction of molecular oxygen; iron ion binding
Source: RefSeq, a predicted model, not a curated record